CACCGGGACAGCGCUAUCCACUCAGCGACAAAAGCGAUAUACAGCCUGGGAUCAACCAGGAUGUCGGUAGGUCGCAAAGCUUGCUUCUCGAUUCCGAUACUUGCAACUGACGCACAAGUAAAGGAAGAACAGGAAGAACACGAAGAACACGAAGAACAGGCAGAACAGGAAGAACAAGAUUCACCCAACUCUAGCAGCGGCUCCGAGCCUAGCACACCACCGACACCACCAGCUGACGACCACGUUGACCUGUUAGAAGAUUAUUCGCUGAAGUCGAGCAACGCUUUACCUUCCGGACCAUACGUAGAAACUCAAGAUUACUGCGGUCAUUCCUAUGUUCAUCUCAACGAAGACUACGAUAGGCGACUGUGCUGGUCAAAUGAUCCCGACCACUUGUAUUUGGCAACGUACUUUAGACAGGAACCUCCAAACUUGGCGAACGAUUUCAAGGUUAAUGGCCUUUGUCCAGUCGUUAAAGAAGACGACAGUGACAAGUUCAUUCUGCGAGAUGCUAAAGGCCGGUACUAUAUCUGGGAUGCGUGGGAUGGAUAUCUUCGGAGGGUGACAGAUAUCUGGACCCAGGGGUUUGAUUCGCAAGAGCAGGUAAUAGAAAACCUCCUCAUCUAUCUUUCCUGGGUGGAAGAAGAGGCGGAUGUUAUCUACAGGAAUCGGGAGGAGGAUUGAAGACCC
Molecule: messenger RNA, 690 nt
Organism: Cucurbitaria berberidis CBS 394.84
Lineage: Eukaryota; Fungi; Ascomycota; Dothideomycetes; Pleosporales; Cucurbitariaceae
Exons: 1
Coding region: 61-684 (207 amino acids)
Source: RefSeq, a predicted model, not a curated record